AUGUCCUCAGACUUGAAACUCGAUAACAUACUUAUAACCUUUGAAAGUGAAGGCAUCCUCCCAAAAUUUGUCAAAGAGCAAGCAGCUCAGUCUAUGCAAAGCAAACCCGACCCAAACACUCGCCGAGUUGUCUAUCGGUGUCACAAUGACUUCGGACCUCUUGAUUCGAGUGGACUAGGCAAUAUGUAUCCCCAAAUAACGGAUUUUGGUGCGGCGACUCUACUCGGCAACAACAGACAUGAUGGCACGGUUCGACUUGGUACCCGUCCCAUACAACCUGACCAUUAUCGUGCACCAGAAGUUGUCCUUGGUUGUGGUUGGAAUUUCAGUGCUGAUAUAUGGAACUUGGGAGUUAUGGCGUGGAAUAUGAUUGAGGGUACAGAGUUAUUUAAGCAGGUGCAUAAUGCAAAGGGAAAUUAUGAUCCCAAAGCACAUCUCGCGGAGAUGUGA
This is a messenger RNA of Monascus purpureus, 450 nucleotides long. Lineage: Eukaryota; Fungi; Ascomycota; Eurotiomycetes; Eurotiales; Aspergillaceae. The record is from the annotation of a GenBank genome assembly.